Messenger RNA from Sarcophilus harrisii (Tasmanian devil), 1469 nucleotides. RefSeq names its product ketohexokinase (gene KHK). Gene Ontology annotation, biological process: fructose metabolic process. The coding region runs from base 231 to 1262 and encodes 343 amino acids. Gene Ontology annotation, molecular function: ketohexokinase activity. The record is from RefSeq and is a predicted model, not a curated record. NCBI's taxonomy places the organism in Eukaryota, Metazoa, Chordata, Mammalia, Dasyuromorphia, Dasyuridae. The transcript is spliced from 9 exons.
CGUCGGGACUUAGGCGCUGUAGCGGUCUGCAGACUUCACACUCGGCCCGAGGGCUCUCGCCUCAGCUUUUCCCCGCCGCGGCGGGAGAGCCCAGCCAAAGCCCCGGCUUCCGAGAGACCCGAGGAGGAAGGGGGAGGGGUUGGGGGCGGAGCUCCUCGGGGGGCGGAGCUGAGAAAACCCCGGGAGAAGAGGCUGCGCGUGCUGCCGCGGGCCAGAAGGUAGCCGAGCUCAUGGCAGAAAAGCAGAUCCUGUGCGUGGGGCUGGUGGUGCUGGACAUAAUCAACGUGGUGGAGAAGUACCCCGAGGAGGACGCCGACAGCAGGUGCCUGACCCAAAGAUGGCAGCGUGGUGGCAAUGCCUCCAACUCCUGUACCAUCCUUUCCCUUUUAGGAGCUCCUUGUGCUUUCAUGGGCUCCUUGGCACCUGGGCAUGUUGCUGACUUUGUCUUGGAUGACCUUCGCCGAUAUUCUGUGGAUCUGCGCUACACAGUCCCCCAGCGUGUGGGCUCCGUUCCCAUCUCCACUGUCAUCAUCAGUGCAGCCACUGGCAGCCGUACCAUCCUGCACGCUAACAGCUUCCUGGUGACUGACUUUAAGUAUCGGGGCGUGGACGUGUCGCAAGUGGUAUGGCAGAACAAGGGCGAAACACCUUGCUCCUGCUGCAUCGUCAACAACUCCAAUGGUUCCCGUACCAUUGUCCUCUAUGACACAAACUUGCCAGAUGUAUCAGCCAAGGACUUUGAAAAAGUUGACUUAAACCGGUACAAGUGGAUCCACAUCGAGGGCAGGAAUGCAUCUGAGCAAGUCAAGAUGCUGCAGCGGAUAGAGCAGCACAACAAGAGGCUUCCCCGAGAACAGCAGAUCAGGACAUCUGUGGAGGUGGAGAAACCCAGAGAAGAGUUAUAUCAACUCUUUGCCUAUGGGGAUGUGGUUUUUGUCAGCAAGGACGUGGCCAAACACAUGGGGUUUCAGUCAGCAGCUGAAACUCUAAAGGGAUUAUACAGCCGUGUGGGGAAAGGAGCUGUGCUAGUGUGUGCAUGGGCAGAGGAGGGAGCAGAUGCCUUGGGCCCCGAUGGACGGCUCCUGCACUCUGAUGCCUUCCCACCACCCCGAGUAGUGGACACUCUGGGGGCCGGAGACACUUUCAAUGCCUCUGUCAUCUUCAGCCUUUCCCAGGGGAAAAGCAUGCAAGAAGCAUUGACUUUUGGUUGCCAAAUAGCAGGCAAGAAGUGUGGGAUACAAGGCUACGAUGGAAUUGUGUGAAGGCAUCAGACAUCAGAGGGCACAGCCUCAGCCGGCUCUAGGGGAUUAAGGGAGCCAGGGCAUUGCUGGGUAUCUCUUUUUGCUCUGGUGUCAUGGCCAUCCAUUUAACAGAGCAGAUACAACCAAGGCUGGAGCUCUUUAGCCCCACCACAUCUCGGUUCUCAACUGUCCCCCUCUUUAAAACCAAAUAAACAUUUUAUCAAGCCA